Messenger RNA from Tetrahymena thermophila SB210, 1926 nucleotides. RefSeq names its product sulfite exporter TauE/SafE. Gene Ontology annotation, cellular component: Cul4A-RING E3 ubiquitin ligase complex; membrane. Gene Ontology annotation, biological process: protein ubiquitination. The transcript has 2 exons. NCBI's taxonomy places the organism in Eukaryota, Ciliophora, Oligohymenophorea, Hymenostomatida, Tetrahymenidae. The record is from RefSeq and is a predicted model, not a curated record.
AUGGUAAAUAAAUAGAAAUUAAAUUAUACAAAAAUAUUAAUUUGGCUUCUUUAUCAAUUAGUUGCUCUAAAAAAACUCCUUUAAUAAUCAUACAUUUUUUCUAUAAAUAGCAAAUAACUCGCUUAUCUUUUAUUUAUAUAUAGAGUUCGGAUUAAACCUAAUUAAAAAUUUUUUUCAAAAAAAUCUUUAUCCAAAAAUUUAAUUAAGGUAAUCAAAAAAUUUAGAGAAAUGAAAAUUUUAAUUAAAAAUCUUUUGUGUAUUCUUAUUAUUAAUUUAGCUUUUCUUUAUUAAGAAUCUGCUUCUUAAGAUGUAUUUGGCUAAAAUCUUAAAGAAUAGUUUGAUAAUACCUAGUCUUAGCUUAUGUAUACUCUUGAAGAUGAGCAUUAAAAUAAAUAAAGCAAUGAAGUAACAGAAUAAGAAUUAGAUUAAAAUAAGUAGUUAAGAUAACUUGAAGAUUAUUAAAAUAAUGAUGAUGAGCAAAUUAAUUAAGAAUUUAAUACUUCAUCUAUUUAAGAGGAAUUAGAAAAACUUAAAGAAUAUGAAGCUAAGUUAAAUCAAAAAUGCUUUGUUGAUUCAGAUUGUGAUGUUAAAUAAAUGUGCUAGCAAGGUCGCUGCUAAAGAAAGUCAGUCUUCCCUCUCAAUUUUCCUGAAAUAUUUGGAAGCAUUGUAAUAAUAACAAUAUUAGGAUUUGGUCAAGCAGCAGGUAUUGGAGGAGGAACUUCAAUCACACCAAUAUUAUUAGCUCUUUUUUUAUAUGAUACAAAAAAGAGUGUGGCUUUAGUUAUUCUUCUUGUAUUUAGUAGUUCGUUGGGAAAUACAAUUUAAAUAUCUCGAGAACGAACACAUGAUGGUGUACCAGUUAUCGAAUACCGCCUAAUAUUAGUAACUCUUCCUACUUUAAUUGUGGGUACAGUUUAUGGAGUGGCAGUUAAUAAAUUUUUACCUUCUAUAGCUGUAUGCAUUCUGCUAGUUAUUCUUCUGGCUUAGUAGAUAUAAAAAUCAUACUUGAGAUACAAGAAUAUGAGAAAAAAUGAAUUAAAAUUGAUAAAAAAUAGUAGUUUAUUAAGUUCAUAAGAUAAAGUUAUUGAUGAUGAACAAAUAAAAAGCUAGAUUUAAUCAUAAUAAUAAAACUAAUAUUAGCAAGAAGUUAAUCAAAUGAUUCCUCUAUUAGAUAUAACAGCUGUAGAUUAAGUAGAUUCAAAAUUAACAUAAAAAUAAGAGCUCUAAGCAUUAAUAAAAGAAGAGUAAGAUUUAUACCCUAAAAAAACAAUAACAUAAAUUUGUGCUGUAAGCGCUUUUGUAAUUAUAUUUUCUUUGUUGCGUGGAGGGAGCAAGUUUGACUCAUUGCUAGGUAUCUAAGCAUGCGGAUUUAUUUAUCAGCUUAUGAAUUUAAUAAUAUCAAUUACUUUUUUUUAUUGGAUAACAUAAAUAAUGAAGGAAUAUAAUGAAACUGAAAAAAAAAAAGAAAAUUUAGGAUAUGAUUUUCCUUAUGGCAAACUAACAUUUGAAGCUAUGAGAGAAUAUGCAAAAACUGGAUUAUUAGCAGGAUUUUUGGGAGGGAUGCUUGGAAUAGGUGGAGGUAUCAUUUUAAUACCUAGGUGGCUUGAGUAUGGUAUCUCUUCAACAAGAACUACUGCUUGCACUCUAACUAUUAUUUGCUUUACUACUUUUAAUAGUUUUUUUUAGUUUUAUUUAUCUGGAGUCUACACAAUAGGAGAAAUUGUAUUCUUUAGUUUUAUUGCAUUCUUAAGUUCUUUUAUUUGCAAAGCAGUCAAAAAUUAUGUUAAAAGAACAAAAAAGGAAUCCAUUUUAGUUCUCAUUCUUACAAUUUUUAUGAUAGUAGCUUCAUCACUUCUUAGUGGAAUAGUGAUAUAUCAUGCAGUUGAUAAUUUUGAAGAUUCAACUAAAUUUGGUAGAUUUUGCUGA